Molecule: messenger RNA, 1725 nt
Organism: Penicillium lagena
Lineage: Eukaryota; Fungi; Ascomycota; Eurotiomycetes; Eurotiales; Aspergillaceae
Product: MFS transporter
Exons: 3
Coding region: 1-1725 (574 amino acids)
Biological process (GO): transmembrane transport
Molecular function (GO): transmembrane transporter activity
Source: RefSeq, a predicted model, not a curated record
AUGAUACGUCAAUGCUCUCAACCCUGUCCUCAUGAGACUAGCACUACCAGAAGCGACGAGCCAAGUGUACUGAUACUUCCCGCACGGCGAACAUCCGAACAAGAGGACACUCGUUCCAAUACUCUCAGUCGUGCAGCGACCAACUUCAACAACGUUGAGCUAGGACGCAUCGACACCUACUCACUCCAACAACACUCCACCACCGAAUCGGACCCAGCUCCUUCACCACGUGAGAAAUGUCUGUCCCUUGGAGCUGGAAAGCCCUACCCACCCAAACUAUCGGAUCCCGAGCAAUAUAUAGUGGAGUUCAACGAUGCUAAUGACCCUCUACACCCUCAGAAUUGGUCGUUGGGACGGAAAAUCCUAAUUUCACUUGUGCUGACAUAUACGGCUUUUGUAUCAUCCUUUGCUAGCGCAAUCUUCUCUUCUGCCGUAGAAGAAGUCAGUCCUGCCUUCCACAUUAGUGCUGAAGUUGCGACCCUUGGAGUGACCCUCUACGUCUUGGGUUUUGCCUCAGGACCUACUCUUUGGGCCCCAGCAAGUGAAUUGAUAGGGCGUCGAUGGCCAAUAUUCAUCGGCAUAUUCGGCUUUUCAAUCUUCACGGCUGGUGCUGCCACUAGCAAAGAUGUUCAGACUCUGAUGUUGACUCGAUUCUUCUCUGGUUUCUUCUCAGCUAGCCCCAUGUCUAUUGUCCCAGCUGUUUUUGCCGACAUCUAUGAUAAUAAGACUCGUGGAAUUGCGAUUGCCAUGUACGCUAUGGCAGUUUUAGUGGGCCCAUUUGCAUCGCCUAUCACUGGUGGCUUCAUCUCCAUGUCAUAUCUGGGCUGGAGAUGGACGAUGUAUAUCGCCUGCAUCAUGGGCUUUCUGGCCACUGUCCUUUGUCUGCUUUUCCAAAGAGAAACAUAUGCACCCGCAAUUCUCGUUCAGAAGGCAGUAAUUUUACGAAGACAAACACACAAUUGGAGCAUCCGUGCCCGACAGGAGCAAGUCGAGCUUGAUUGGGGGCAGCUGAUCCGAAAAAACUUCAGCACACCAUUACGUAUGCUCUUCACUGAGCCUAUUGUUUUUCUGAUGUCUCUUUGGAUGAGCUUUGUCUACGGUCUUAUGUACGCUCUUUUGGGUGCUUACCCCGUCGUGUUUGAAGGCGUUCAUGGCCAGAAUCAGGGAGUCGGUAGCCUUUCCUUUAUAGGGCUGAUUAUCGGAGAACUGUUGGCAGGAGCCUACAUCCUUUACGACCAGAAAGCAUACACCAAGAAGCUUACCGCCAACAACAAUAUUCCGGUUCCCGAAUGGCGACUGCCUCCUUCUAUUGUUGGUGGUGUUUGCUUUGUCAUUGGCCUAUUCUGGUUCGGGUGGACUGGGUGGACGAAGUCUAUUCAUUGGAUGGCCCCAGCCGCUAGCGGUGUCCUAAGUGGCUUCGGAAUCUAUGUUGUUUUCUUACAGUGUUUCAACUAUCUUAUCGACUCCUACUUGACCUUGGCAGCAUCUGUUCUCGCUGCAAACACUAUUAUUCGAUCCGCGUUCGGUGCAGCGUUCCCUCUUUUCUCUAAACAGAUGUUUCAAAAUCUGGGAAUCCAGUGGGCAGGAUCUCUUUUAGGCUGUUUGGCUGCCACUAUGGUGCCCAUUCCGUUGGCUUUUAUAAGAUGGGGGCCUGCACUGAGGGAGAAAUCCAAGUUUGCGCCAACAUUUGACUCGAAUGCAGAGACGCAUCUGGAAAAGGAGUAG